AUGAGAUUGUGGAACUUUCUAUCAGUAUUGUUCUUAUCAACACUAAUAGCCGCCGAGACUCAUGAAUGGUGGUUCAAAACAGGUUGGGUUGAUGGACUCAAUCCCGAUGGUGUUUACAAUAGAAGUAUGAUUGGGUUCAAUGGAAGCUGGCCAUUACCUACAUUGAGAGUUAAAAAAUACGAUCGUGUUGUCUUACACUUGAUCAAUGGGUUUGAUACUGCCAAUACUACUUUACAUUUCCAUGGUAUGUUUCAAGCUGGUUCAACACAAAUGGAUGGUCCGCCAUUUGUUACCCAAUGCCCCAUUCCUCACGGUGAAGUUUACACUUAUAACUUCAGUGUUGAUGGUCAAGUUGGAUCUUAUUGGUACCAUUCACAUACUUCAGGUCAAUAUGGGGAUGGUAUGAGAGGUGUAUUCAUUAUUGAAGAACCAAGUAAGGAUGAUUAUCCAUAUGAUUACGACGAAGAAGUUGUCUUGACAUUGAAUGAACAUUACCACAAGACUUCUGAUGAAUUGAUGCCUGAUUUCUUGAGUAGGUUCAACCCAACGGGUGCUGAACCCAUCAUUGACAAUAUCUUGUUUAAUGAAACCCGGAAUGCCACUUGGAAAGUUGAACCAAACAAGACGUAUUUGUUGAGAAUUAUCAAUACGGGUAGAUUCAUAUCGCAGUACGUUUGGAUUGAAGACCACAACAUGACUGUUGUUGAGGUUGAUGGUGUAUACACCGAACCAAAGGAGGCUAGUAUGCUCUAUGUCACUAUUGCUCAGAGAUACACUGUACUAAUCACCACUAAAAACUCCACUGACAAAAACUAUGCCUUCAUGAACAAAGCUGACGACACAAUGUUAGAUACUAUUCCUGGUGAUUUACAAUUGAAUGGAACAAACUACAUGAUGUACAAUGAUGGUGACAAACCGGGACAAAAUUAUGUUGACUCCAUUGAUGACUUUUUGGAUGAUUUUUACUUGGUUCCCUUGGAUAAGCAAGAGAUUUUAGAUGAUGCUGAUUAUACAGUCACUGUCCAAGUGCAAAUGGACAAUUUGGGUAAUGGUAUCAACUAUGCCUUUUUCAACAAUAUCUCCUAUACAGCUCCAAAAGUACCCACCAUUCUUUCAGUGUUAUCUGCUGGUGAGCAUGCAACAAAUGAAUUGGUGUAUGGAUCAAAUACAAAUACAUUUGUUUUGGAAGAAGAUGAAGUUGUCGAUAUUGUGCUUAACAACUUGGAUACUGGUACCCAUCCUUUCCAUUUACAUGGACAUGUUUUCCAAGUUUUGGAAAGAGGAGAAGCUAGGGAUGACGAUGAAGAUCCAAUUGCCUUCAAUGCUAGCGAUCAUGCCGAAUGGCCCAAAUACCCAAUGAAGAGAGAUACAUUGUACGUGCGUCCGCAAUCGUACUUUGUCAUUCGUUUCAAAGCUGACAACCCCGGUGUUUGGUUCUUCCAUUGUCACAUUGAAUGGCACUUGGAUCAAGGUUUGGCGGUGGUGUUUGUCGAAAACCCCAACGCUAUUAGAAACAAUGAAACUCAACAAAUCACCGACAACCAUAAGCAAAUCUGUGAAAAAGUAGGUGUGCCAUGGGAGGGUAAUGCUGCUGGUAAUAAAGAGAACGUAUUGGACUUGAAAGGCGAGAAUCUUCAACACAAGAGAUUGCCCACUGGAUUCACCGCUAGAGGUAUUGUUGCUUUGGUGUUUUCGUGUGUUGCAGGUGUUUUGGGUUUGGCUGCUAUUGCCUUUUACGGUAUGCAAGAUAUCAAUAAUGUCGAAGAAAGAGUUGCCAGAGACUUGGAUGUUGAUUUGGAUGAAGCAGAUGAAAGUGGUAGUCAUGAUACUGUUGAUGAAAUCGUUGCUGAGGGAAACAGUUCCACUCAUGAACGUUCUUCAACAGCCAAAUACAGCAAUUAA
Lodderomyces parapsilosis is the source of this 1902-nucleotide messenger RNA. RefSeq lists its product as uncharacterized. The coding region runs from base 1 to 1902 and encodes 633 amino acids. Gene Ontology annotation, biological process: reductive iron assimilation; cellular response to iron ion starvation. NCBI's taxonomy places the organism in Eukaryota, Fungi, Ascomycota, Pichiomycetes, Serinales, Debaryomycetaceae. The transcript has a single exon. Gene Ontology annotation, molecular function: copper ion binding; ferroxidase activity. The record is from RefSeq and is a predicted model, not a curated record. Gene Ontology annotation, cellular component: high-affinity iron permease complex.